Strongylus vulgaris is the source of this 414-nucleotide messenger RNA. The record is from the annotation of a GenBank genome assembly. NCBI's taxonomy places the organism in Eukaryota, Metazoa, Nematoda, Chromadorea, Rhabditida, Strongylidae.
GAGAUGGAUAACGGACAAAAAGAGGAGCUAAUAGUAGUGUCUCAAUGGCCUUUGCAUGCGGAAUAUUUCGGAUUUUCUGAUUUCACAAUGGGGCUAAAUCAGUUGCACAACGAAGAUGAGUCGCUACUUCCCCCAACAGACAGUCGAUUUCGACCUGAUGUCAGACAUCUAGAGAAUGGCGAUUUGGAAAAAGCAGUUGCUUAUAAGCAAGGACUUGAAAAGGAACAACGAGCAAGAGCAAUCAAUGAAGCAACACAUAAACCAUUAUGGUUUGAAGAGAAAGAAGAUGCGUUCACCAAGAAGAAUAUUUUUUUUACUAAUGGAAAAUAUUGGGAAGCAAGACAAUCUCGAUUUGAAAAGCAAAAGAAGGAAAAUGCGUUUAUACCUAUAUUUAAAGUAACAAUUAACACAUAG